AUCGCGUGUGGGUUCUUAUUUAUAAGUGAGAGCUUCUUUGCUUUCUCUUUGUGCAGCUAAUUCUUCUUCCAAGCUAAUUUUCCCUGGCCUACAUGCCAGUUAUGAUGGCCGGUACGCACCUGGUGCUCUUCAUUGGGUGCACCAUAGCCCUCCUUGCUUCGUCUACUGCUUCUGCUUCUAUCGUUGAACACUCACUUCAUGUGCAAAACCUUACUGUCUGGCGAUUGUGCCGUCCACAAGUGAUCACCGCUGUGAACGGAAGUCUCCCCGGCCCGACAAUUAAAGCCAGAGAGGGAGACACUCUUGUUAUUCAUGUCUUCAAUAGAUCACCUUAUAACCUCACCAUUCACUGGCAUGGAAUUUUUCAACGAUUGACAUCCUGGGCAGACGGACCGAACUACAUAACACAAUGUCCAAUACUCCCCGGAAGCAUGUAUACGUACAGAUUCACAAUCACGGGUCAGGAAGGGACUUUCUGGUGGCACGCUCAUGUUUCAUGGCUUCGUGCGACUGUCUAUGGAGCACUCAUCAUUCGCCCGAGUCGGGGUCACACUUAUCCAUUUCCAAAGCCAUACAAAGAGGUUCCUCUUCUACUUGGGGAAUGGUGGAAUGCUAAUGUCGUGGAUGUAGAGGAUGUGUCGCAGCUACUCGGUAUUAAUCCUAAUAAUUCGGAUGCUUAUACAAUCAAUGGAAAACCCGGAGUUCUCUACCCUUGCUCCAGAAAGCGACAAACAUACAAGUUGAAGGUGGUGCCAGGAAAGACCUAUUUACUACGCAUUAUCAAUGCUGCACUCAAUAACCAGCUCUUCUUCAAGAUAGCCGGUCACGCACUGAAGGUCGUUGCAGUCGAUGCUACAUAUACUAACCCCUAUGUCACCGAUAUCAUUGUCCUUGCUCCGGGGCAAACUGCGGAUGUCCUCCUUACUGCCGACCAGUCGACAGGAGCCUACUACAUGGCAGGGCAUCCCUACUUCAAUGCUGAAAAUGCCAGUCCUUUUGCUAACACCACCACGACCGGAAUCCUCAUCUAUGAGGGUGCAUCAUCAGCGAACCCCAAAAUGCCCCUUCUCCCGGCUUUCAAUGACACACCAACGGCCCACAAGUUCUCCAGCAGCCUCACCAGCCUCGUAGGAGCGCCCCAUUGGGUCCCAGUCCCAAGCAAGGUCGAUGAGCGCAUGUUCAUAACCAUCGGACUGGGCCUGUCACCCUGCGGAGGGAACGCCACCUGCCUGGGCCCCAACGGGCUCCGGUUCUCCGCGAGCAUGAACAAUGUGUCCUUCCAGUGGGCCACUAGUAUGUCCCUGCUGGAAGCUUUCUACUACAACAUUAAGGGGAUCUACACUGCCGACUUCCCCGAUGUGCCUCCGUUGGUGUUUGACUACACAAACCGCGGCCUCAGCCAAAGCCCGCUUGGCUUCGCGUUGAAGGGCACAAGGGUCAAGAAGUUGAAGUAUAACGCGACCGUGGAGAUUGUGCUACAGAAUACGGCCUUCGUGGGCGUGGAGAAUCAUCCCAUGCACCUGCAUGGUUUCAACUUCCAUGUGCUCGCACAGGGCUUCGGUAACUUUGACCCAAUCAAUGAUCCGAAGAAGUUCAACCUCGUCAACCCGGUGUUUCGCAACACGAUAGGGGUGCCUGUGGGAGGGUGGGCUGUACUCAGAUUCCAAGCAGAUAAUCCAGGUGUAUGGCUGUUUCACUGCCACCUAGAUGUCCACCUGCCGUGGGGAUUGGCUACCGUUUUCGUGGUGGAGAACGGCCCGACUCUGUCGUCUAUACUGCCGCCGCCGCCGGCUGACCUCCCCAAAUGUUAGGAGAGAAGUCCUCGUCGUCAACGGUCGCCCCAACCCCACAUCGAUCCACCAUACGUUUCAAUGACUAGCUAGGACCGGCGUACUUCCUGUCCUAGUUUUCGAUUUUUCGUUUCAAAUUUGAUAAGAAACAAUAAAUCACACCAUUAUUUCUUUUUUACCAGAAGAAUCUAUGCCCGUGAAGGUAAUGAACAAAUAUGCGACACAAAUACAAUAAUACGUAGUUUCUCUUCUUUUGGUUGCA
This is a messenger RNA of Punica granatum (pomegranate), 2052 nucleotides long. Lineage: Eukaryota; Viridiplantae; Streptophyta; Magnoliopsida; Myrtales; Lythraceae. The record is from RefSeq and is a predicted model, not a curated record.